Racocetra persica is the source of this 222-nucleotide messenger RNA. The record is from the annotation of a GenBank genome assembly. NCBI's taxonomy places the organism in Eukaryota, Fungi, Glomeromycota, Glomeromycetes, Diversisporales, Gigasporaceae.
UUAAGAACAAGUGAUGAGGAAUUAGAAAAACGCAAUUUCAAAGUAGCCAGAGAUGUUUUGGCAUCAGUGUGGGAGGAUACAAUUAUCAAUGAACCUGUUUUGGAUAUUCAAAAUAAUGAAAGUAGUGAAACUAUGCAGGUAGAUGAAGAAGCAGUAUCAGAAGAUCUGUUAAAAACCUAUCCUCAGCAAGUGCAAGUUCAAGAAAAGUUGAUUGCAGAUAGA